AACGACAACAGCAUCAACAACGGCAAGAACAGCCGGGCUUAUCAUCACAGACCGUGGAGCAACGCUGAAGGAAACACACCGCGACGUCGACAAUGGACUCCACAGUGAAAGAGCUGAUACGAUACGUCUCCCGAGGAUUCUACGGAAGACCCUAUGUCCUUAUCUUGGACGCUGUUCUGGUACACUCUGUGUUGUCGGAGGACGACCUGUCUCACCUACUGGGGAUCCAGAGGAAGGAGCUGCGCUCGCUGUGCAACAAGCUGAUAGAUGAUAGGCUGCUGAACAUACACGUGCAAAGAGAAGAGGGCAUGAACGGCAUGCGUCCGACUACAAAGACGUACUAUUUCAUCCACUUCACAGAGGCCAUUGAUGCGGUGAAGUGGAAAGUCCAUCAGGUUGUACAAGGGGUUCAGCAACACAUCAAGGCGGACUCGUCUCCACAAGGGUAUAUCUGCCCCAUAUGUAAGACGAAGUACUCACAGCUGGAUGCGGUGGCGCUGUUGAACUUUGAGAAGAAUGAGUUCAUCUGCUCCUUGUGUAAUGAGGUGCUGGUUGAAGACGACUCCGGCAAGGUGGCGAAGGAGAAUCAGCUCAAGUACUCGAACCUGAUGAAGCAGCUGGAGCCUCUGAUCAACUACCUCCGUAAGAUCGAUGAGCACACCAUUCCUGAGAACAACUUUGCCACAUCGCUAUCGAAGAUGGUGCCUGCGGUGGCUUCCACAACGGCGUCGUACACGGUGUCCAACUUCAGAAAGAACACGAGAAUGUUUGACAGAAACUCGUACCUCAACAACGCUUCCUCCAUGGUUGCCGGAGCUAGAUCUCAGGCCACGUUGCACGUCAACAUAUCUGCUGAUGGUGAUGAUCUACAGAGGGAGAAGCAGGCAAUUGAGCAGGAGGAGAAGCGGAAACAAAACGCAUUGCCAUCAUGGCACGAGGAGUCCACAAUUGGUAAAUCUCUUGGUAAGCUGGACCAAGACGAAGGUGAAGAGCCUGAGGUUAAGUUGGAAGAUGCAACGGCAGCGACGACAGAUGCGAACCAGGAAGCUGCCGUAGAACAAGAACAGGAUCAACAUUCAGAGGUUACCGAUACUGGUGCGUCGACAUCCACUACUGCCAAUGCUGUUGAACCUGCUGGUGAAGUUGAUAGAGAGGCACAGGAGGCAUUGGCUGCAUACUAUGCACAGUUGGAUCAAAAGGCUAAGGAGGAUGCAGAUGAGGAGGACUUUGAUGAAGAUUUCGACGAGGAUGAAGAGUUUGAUGAUUUUGAAGACGUUGACAUCGCACAAACUCUAGAGAACCAGACGAGCCAAGAAGUCAAUGACAUUGUUGAGGAGAUUGAAUUUGACAGCGAUGAGGAAUAA
Messenger RNA from Williopsis jadinii, 1364 nucleotides. RefSeq names its product transcription factor TFIIE subunit TFA1 (gene TFA1). The record is from RefSeq and is a predicted model, not a curated record. Lineage: Eukaryota; Fungi; Ascomycota; Saccharomycetes; Phaffomycetales; Wickerhamomycetaceae. Gene Ontology annotation, cellular component: transcription factor TFIIE complex. The transcript is spliced from 2 exons. Bases 93 to 1364 code for a protein of 423 amino acids. Gene Ontology annotation, biological process: transcription initiation at RNA polymerase II promoter; transcription open complex formation at RNA polymerase II promoter.